Messenger RNA from Brassicogethes aeneus, 1716 nucleotides. NCBI's taxonomy places the organism in Eukaryota, Metazoa, Arthropoda, Insecta, Coleoptera, Nitidulidae. The record is from the annotation of a GenBank genome assembly.
UAACGUUUGAAUUUAAUUUAAUUAUCUAUUAUUUGUUACAAAAUUAGGUGUUGAGUGCAUAACAUAAAUUAUUGGAAAUAGUCAAUUAACAACGAAAUUUGGACAAAUACGAACAAAAAAUAACUUAAAUAAAAAUGCCAUCCAGCAGUUCUUAUACAAAAACUAUGUACAACUUACAUCUACCUUAAACUUAAUUACAUAAAUAAGGAAUUUAUUACAAAAUAUUUACAAGGUUAAUUUGGUAAAAAUAAAAAUUUAAUGGUCCUUUUUGUUAGAGAGGCAGGUAAAAACAAAUUGUUUUAAACAAAGCACCGAUCAUAGAUAAGGAGAUUUCUCCCUUUCAUUCAACUCUUCAUUUUCCCUUAAACCAGCUUUUGCCACUUCAAUUUUUUCGUUUAAAAUCUCCCUGAUUUCUCUGUUUGGCUUCAAAAGAAUUAUAGGUACAUGGUCGUCACGUCUCUGUAACAAAUACUGAAACAAGCAUUCGCCUUCAAAGUCCAGAAAUUUGUGUUUUCUGGCACGAAGCAACAUUCCAACGACUUUAUCGGAAAUAGUGGUGUAAAUCUGUAACAUAAAAAUCACACAUCACUAAUAUGAAUGAAUUUCAUUGAAGUCCUGGAGAGUAAAAUAAACUUGGUGAUAUGAGCCUAGAGUCUCUUAGCCUACGUCUCCGAAACCCCGACACAUUAACCCUCGAACCGAACAAAAUGUACCUCGUCGACCCUUUGAUGGUCCUUCCUCAGAACUCAACCACCGACUGCGCCAUGUUCUACAACGCCCAAACCAGCUCCAACGAGAACUGCAAAGAGGUGAACGAGGGUCUUGCCAUGCUGGAAAUCCUUUACAACAACAACCAACACGACCAGCCCGAAUUUAUUGACGUAAACAAUCUGACAGACAUCGUAACCUCGCACAUUGAAGAGGAGAAAAACGUCCUGAAUGUGAGCGAUGACGACGACGUGGUUUUCGUGGCAGAGUACCGUAACGACGACAUCAAAGGGAGUCAGAAUUCUGACGGUGAAGUUCCCAGAAGGAAUCCGGUGAGAAAGGUGAGAAACUCCAGAGCCGCAAGCGAGUUGAAAAGGGAAGUGUAUUAUGAGGAAGAUUUCGCGUUUUUGGAGCAGCAAGAUGAGCUGGAGGAAAUGAAUAGAAAGAUGACUUCCUACAUUAAGAAGCAACAAGUAGCGGUGGAAAAUUACAAACAAUGGCCAAUUAAUGUUCACGAAAGACCGGAAUUCAACGAGGAAACUAAAAAAAUCGAAAGAUUCGACUACACGAUCAGAAAGAUUAAAGAGACCUUACCGAAUAAAAAACCAAAGUUAGUGAAGAUUCCAAAACCAGCAAAAAAGAAAAGAUACUUUCUAAGACGAAGACGCCUUCCAAAAAUCGUUAUUGAAAAAAAAGUUCCCAUUAAAGACUUGUCCGGUUUGGUGGAUUCCACUUUUGACUUGGUCAAAGGAUUUUUAAAGGAAAGUGAGGAGUGUAAACGACUAGUGAGUAAAUCAAAAAGUAAUGCUGAUGUGAUAGAUAUCGAAAAGGAAAAACUGGUGCUGCUAAAAAACCAGGCUCUUUUAAAUUCCAUAGUGAAUGCUGUGGAAAAAUGCAAAAUAACCGAAACUUUUAUUGCUUCCAGUAAAAGUUAGGAACAAUUUUAUUAUGUUUUUAAUAACUUAUUUAACGCUUAAAAACUGUUCAGAAGUACCUGGUUAUUUUUUU